GCCCUGCCUCCCUUUCCCGGCCCCAUCCGCCUCUAGCAUUUGCCCGCCUCUCGUCUGCGCGAGUCCACGCAGCUCUCCAGACCCAGCGAACCGGAACCCAGGUUCGUUAAAGGGACUGAGCGAGCUGUCCCUGACCACGGCGUGAACGUGUUGAGCUGCAGCCGGCCACGGGCUGAGCACCCCGCGUCCCUUGUGAGCUGGAAUUCCAAAGCCCACCCCACCCGCUGUGCUUCACCAGUGCAGCAGCAGUGGCAGGUAUGGCGGACAUGGAGCGGCACGAGGGCACCAUCCAGGUGCAGGGCCAGGGCCUCUUCUUCCGAGAGGCACGGCCAGGCGGUGGGCAGGCCGCUCGCUUCUCUGUACUGCUGUUGCAUGGUAUCCGCUUCUCCUCUGAAACCUGGCAGAACCUGGGGACGCUGCAAAAGCUGGCCCAGGCCGGCUACCGGGCGGUGGCCAUUGACCUGCCAGGUUUGGGGCGCUCCAAGGAAGCAACGGCCCCUGCUCCUAUUGGGGAGCUGGUCCCUAGCAGCUUCCUGGCUGCUGUAGUGGAGGCCUUGGAGCUGGGCCCGCCAGUUGUGAUCAGCCCGUCACUGAGUGGCAUGUACUCCCUGCCCUUCCUCACCGCCCCUGGCUCCCAGCUCCGGGGCUACGUGCCUGUGGCCCCCAUCUGCACUGACAAAAUCAAUGCUGCCGACUAUGCCAGAGUGAAGACUCCAGCCCUGAUUGUGUAUGGAGACCAGGACCCCAUGGGACCAACCAGCUUUGAGCACCUGAAGCAGCUGCCCAACCACAGGGAGCUGGUCAUGGCGGGGGCGGGGCACCCCUGUUACCUGGACAAACCGGAGGAGUGGCAUGCUGGGCUGCUAGACUUUCUGCAGGGGCUAGCAUGAGGCUGGGCCCUGCCAAUGGGGGUGGGCUGCCUGUCCGCCUAGGGGCUUGGGCUCCGGCUCAGGCUCUCUCCCUCGUGGGCUCUGGCUGGCUCCCCUGGACAUGCGACAGGUCUUUCUCUCUCUGGGUUCUUGUCUUUUGGGGUCUGUCUUUUCUGCUUCUUUCUCUUGCAGUGACAGAGGAAAUCAAAUCAAGAGGAAGAAACUCAGGAAUCAAAGGAUACAAUCUGGUGGAGGGUAACCAUUAGAUGAGCUUCUCCUACAGGCCUGCCUCCUGUCUUGCACUCCUUCCUCAGCUUGGCCAGCCACCACCCUCCUGUCUGUCUCCCUUCCUGUCCUGCAGGCCAGUCGCCCUCCCCACUUCCCACCCUUCUUGGGCCACAGGUUCAUACGUGCACUUACCUUUUGAGAGCCAUCCGUGUACUCAAGUAAUGACCUUCACUUGGGAACACCCAGUAGGUGUAUGUAAUUCUGGACAUGCAUUCUGGGGUUCAGCCUCACUUUGCAUGCACACACACAUGCAUACAUGUGCUUCCACAGCCUCACUUUGCAUGCUCACACAUGUAUACAUGUGCUUCCACAGCCUCACUUUGCAUGCACACACACAUGCAUACAUGUGCUUCCACACAAGCACACCCACAUCUGCACUUCAAACCAUGGAACACCUCACUGUCGGGAGGUGAGGAGGACCCCGUGGGCCUCUAGCAGGAGACCCUCUUGCCAGGCUUAGGGUGUGGCCAGCCCUGGACACCACUCACCGAUAGGUUGCAGCUGACCCCGCCCAGAAUUGUCCCCCAGACAGGGAGGGCCACCCUCUGCCUCAGCUCUCCCUGCCUUUCCCUUCCUCCUGGCGUGCCACACCUCUCCAAGUUACCAGAGCUGCUUUCCAGCUCUGAGGUUUGGGGGUGGGGGAGGCAGAGCGUGGAGAUCGGUGAAAUAAAGUGAUACAAUUAGA
Molecule: messenger RNA, 1842 nt
Organism: Tupaia belangeri chinensis (Chinese tree shrew)
Lineage: Eukaryota; Metazoa; Chordata; Mammalia; Scandentia; Tupaiidae
Gene: ABHD14B
Product: abhydrolase domain containing 14B
Exons: 5
Coding region: 258-890 (210 amino acids)
Biological process (GO): positive regulation of transcription by RNA polymerase II
Cellular component (GO): cytoplasm
Molecular function (GO): hydrolase activity
Source: RefSeq, a predicted model, not a curated record